This is a messenger RNA of Galeopterus variegatus (Sunda flying lemur), 5641 nucleotides long. RefSeq names its product prickle homolog 2 (Drosophila) (gene PRICKLE2). Lineage: Eukaryota; Metazoa; Chordata; Mammalia; Dermoptera; Cynocephalidae. The record is from RefSeq and is a predicted model, not a curated record. Gene Ontology annotation, molecular function: zinc ion binding. Bases 543 to 3068 code for a protein of 841 amino acids. The transcript is spliced from 8 exons.
GCAGCGCCGCCGACAGUUAUUAUUAUUUUUUGGCCGAGCUGCACAUUUCCUGGUUCAGUGGCUUGAGGUCUGCGAGCAGCUGACUGGUCGCCCAGGGUCUGGCUCAGGAUCAGAUGGUGACGCCGAGGCUGGGGUCUGUGACUUCCUUCAGAUUGUCGUGAAGCAGGGGAGUUCCGAGGAAACCAGGGUUCUCAGGAAGGCAAUCAGAGCGCUCAGGAGGAUCCAGAGGAGGGAUAAAGUCACACUUUUUCCCCUGCUUGGUGAAUUCCCCAGCAGAGUCUGGAUCCAGCAAUGCUGUGUUCCCUGAGGGCUCGAUACUGCUGCCAGCGUCAAGAGGGGUCCAGAUUUUGAAAAGGGGGUUGAGAAGAAGAUGCUUUGGCUGCCUGAGGUCCUGCUUGUGUUCUUAGAAGCCAGACCCCAGGAGAAAGUGAACUGGAGCAAUUGACAAGCUCCAAGGGUCUGGUGGAAGCUUCCUCCGAGACUGGUUUCAUCCUCCCUGGAGGAAGAUCUGCCUACACUGCAAGUGUCCCCAAGAGGAGCACAUGGUGACAGUGAUGCCGCUGGAGAUGGAGAAGACCAUCAGCAAACUCAUGUUUGACUUCCAGAGGAACUCAACCUCCGAUGACGACUCAGGCUGUGCCUUAGAAGAGUAUGCCUGGGUCCCUCCGGGGCUGAAGCCUGAACAGGUUCACCAGUACUAUAGCUGUCUCCCAGAAGAGAAAGUUCCUUAUGUCAACAGUCCUGGAGAGAAACUGCGAAUCAAGCAGCUACUACACCAGCUGCCACCACAUGACAAUGAGGUUCGAUAUUGCAACUCCCUGGACGAGGAAGAGAAGAGAGAGUUGAAGCUGUUCAGCAACCAAAGGAAACGUGAGAACUUGGGCCGAGGCAAUGUCAGGCCCUUCCCAGUCACGAUGACAGGAGCUAUUUGUGAACAGUGUGGAGGGCAGAUUAACGGUGGGGACAUCGCUGUGUUUGCGUCGCGCGCCGGCCACGGUGUUUGCUGGCAUCCACCGUGCUUCAUCUGCACUGUCUGCAAUGAGCUCCUGGUGGAUUUGAUCUAUUUUUACCAAGAUGGGAAGAUAUACUGUGGCAGGCACCACGCAGAGUGCCUGAAGCCGCGCUGUGCAGCCUGCGAUGAGAUCAUCUUUGCAGAUGAAUGUACAGAAGCUGAGGGGCGGCACUGGCACAUGAAACACUUCUGCUGCUUCGAGUGUGAGACGGUGCUGGGCGGCCAGCGCUACAUCAUGAAGGAGGGAAGGCCCUACUGCUGCCACUGCUUUGAGUCCUUGUAUGCAGAAUAUUGUGACACCUGUGCCCAACAUAUAGGGAUUGACCAAGGUCAAAUGACCUAUGACGGCCAACACUGGCAUGCCACUGAGACCUGUUUCUGCUGUGCUCACUGCAAGAAAUCCCUCCUGGGGCGGCCGUUCCUCCCAAAGCAGGGCCAGAUCUUCUGCUCACGGGCCUGCAGUGCCGGGGAGGACCCCAACGGCUCUGACUCAUCCGAUUCGGCCUUCCAGAACGCCAGGGCCAAGGAGUCCCGGCGCAGCGCCAAAAUUGGCAAGAACAAGGGCAAGACGGAGGAGCCCAUGCUGACCCAGCACAGCCAGCUGCAGGUGAGUUCCAACCGGCUGUCGGCCGACGUGGACCCUCUGUCGCUGCAGAUGGACCUGCUCAGCCUGUCCAGCCAGACGCCCAGCCUCAACCGGGACCCCAUCUGGAGGAGCCGGGACGAGCCCUACCUUUAUGGGAACAAGAUGGAGCAGAACCAGUCCCAGAGCCCUCUGCAGCUGCUCGGCCAGUGCAACAUCAGAACUUCCUACAGUCCGGGCGGGCAGGGGGCCGGGGCCCAGCCCGACAUGUGGGCCAAGCACUUCAGCAACCCCAAAAGGAGCUCGUCACUGGCCAUGAAGGGGCACAGCGGCAGCUUCAUCAAGGAGUGCCGAGAGGACUAUUACCCGGGGAGGCUGAGAUCCCAGGAGAGCUACAGUGAUAUGUCCAGUCAGAGCUUUAGUGAAACCCGAGGCAGCAUCCAAGUCCCCAAGUACGAGGAGGAGGAAGGGGACAUGUCCACUCAGCAGUGUCGGACCCGUCAUCCCAUCAGUUCCCUGAAAUACACGGAGGACAUGACGCCCACAGAGCAGACCCCUCGGGGCUCCAUGGAAUCGCUGGCCUUGUCCAAUGCCACAGGCCUCUCUGCUGAUGGUGGUGCCAAGCGCCAGGAGCACCUCUCCCGAUUUUCCAUGCCCGACCUCAGCAAAGACUCUGGAAUGAACGUCUCUGAGAAGCUGAGCAACAUGGGCACUCUUAACUCGUCCAUGCAGUUCCGCAGCGCAGAGUCGGUUCGCAGCCUGCUCUCUGCCCAGCAGUACCAGGAGAUGGAGGGAAACCUCCACCAGCUGAGCAACCCCAUUGGGUACAGAGACCUGCAGUCGCACGGAAGGAUGCAUCAGAGCUUUGAUUUUGACGGGGGGAUGGCAGGCAGCCAGCUGCCGGGGCAGGAGGGCGUGCGGAUCCAGCCCAUGAGCGAGCGCACGCGGAGAAGAACGCCCCCGCGCGACGACGGCCGCCGCUUCCGACCUCACCGCUCCCGGCGCUCCCGGCGCUCCCGCUCGGACAACGCCCUCCACCUGGCCAGCGAACGCGAGGCCAUCUCGCGGUUAAAAGAGAGGCCCCCGCUGAGAGCCCGGGAGGACUAUGACCAGUUCAUGCGCCAGCGGAGCUUCCAGGAGAGCCUGGGCCAGGGGUCCCGCAGGGACCUGUACGGCCAGUGCCCUAGGACUGUGUCGGACCUGGCUUUGCAGAAUGCCUUUGGAGAGCGAUGGGGACCCUACUUCACCGAGUAUGAUUGGUGUUCCACCUGCUCGUCCUCUUCGGAGUCCGACAACGAGGGCUAUUUCCUAGGAGAACCCAUCCCCCAGCCGGCCCGCCUGAGAUAUGUCACAAGCGACGAGCUGCUGCACAAAUACAGCUCUUAUGGCAUCCCCAAAUCCUCCACGUUAGGUGGCAGGGGACAGUUGCACAGCAGGAAAAGACAAAAGAGCAAAAACUGUAUCAUUUCUUAAUAUGAUUGGGGUCAGGGAAUGGGGGAAGAUGGAAACUAAGAAUGUACAUUCAGAAACUUGCACUGUUUUCAAUUGUAAAGCGCUUUGGGGGGUGGUUGAUGGGGGAGAAAAGGGAAAAUGCUCUCAGCUGAUGGAAGCAAGAUUGCAGAUGGGCUCAAUAGGUAGUCACAGUUUUUGGCAUGUUGAAUAUUAUUUGCACAUUUCACUUUGGAAACACAGUAGACUCUGUCGAGGCCAGGGUUGGUCACCUCCUUCCCGAGAGUUGUGUGUUAAGUUGCCAUUCACAAGGUGGCAGAUUGUUUCCUGCUCGCUUAUAUCCUCUCUGGCUCUCUUACUUUUAGGACCCUUUUUCCAGUAAGGAAUUUGUUUAUUAGCCAGGACUCAAAAUUAAGUUAUUUACAUGUCCAUUGUAAAUGCGAUGUAAAUGAAAGUUCUGAUAAAAUAUUUUUGUAUUUUGUAAUAUCAAAGGAAUUUCUAUAUCGUAGGACACAGUGGGGAUGUGCAUGUAUACCCAGCAUUGUCUUUGAGUAGUAUUAAAAGGUGGCUCAGGACCACCUUUUUUUUUUUUUUUUCCCUAUACAAAUUUGUUACAUGUCAGUGAGAACUUUUUUCCAAAAAGUAUAUUCAAUUUGGCUUUUUGUGGCUGAAAAAAAAAUUACUAUUAUACCCAAAGCAUUUUGUGCUCCAUUCCGUCUUAAGGAGCCAUCCUUAAGUCGACUCCUACCCUCAGUAGAAUUUAUUUUCUACAAAGUGAUAGUAAUGUCUUUUAAAAUUGCAAAUGUAACUUUUGCCAAUUAGAGAAACCAGCCAGUGUCAGUAAAGUUCCGUGAGAAAUGCCAUCCCUGCUGGGAACAUUGAAGUUGCUUAAUAUUAAUCUAUCCCUUGGGGAAAAUAAAAGUGACUGUGACUGGUGCCGUUGUGUGAUGUCAGCAUGACGUUGUUUUGAAUGUGACAUUAUUUUCUGGUGCUCAUGUUUCCUGGAUUGUAUUAUCUGCUUUCCUUUAUCACGGCAGACGGAACUGCUGCCUUAGUCUGACAACCGGUUGUCCUCAAAGCAAAUGAACUUCAGCAUUUGGAACUGAGGGAUAGAAAGGUUCAGAGGGGGCCCUGGGAGUGAUGGUGUGUUGCAUGGAGAAGGAACAAGGUGAUCUGAAAACAGAAAGCAGGUCAAGGGUAGAAGUUCAAGGGAAUAUAAAGGAAGGUCAAGGAAAAGAACUUCUAGAAAUUAAAUAGAGGAGAGGUGACAACCACCUUGAAGAGCCCCCAGUGCACAUAGAAAGAAUCCAGUUUAACAACCUCAGUAACCAGAAUAUUUGGAUUACCCGGGAAGGUUGAGCUGCUAAGAGGUGUCAGUAUAAUGACUUUGAAAAACAGGCUUUGUAGAAAAGGGGAUUUCUAUUUUGAACUUUGAGGACUGUUAGACCGAAAAUGAGCUCAAAAGUGAGUUUGCUUAAAGAAGACAUUUAACGGUUGUGCUGUUUAUAGUAAGAUAAAACUUUCUACCUUGCUUCAGUUAAAAAUGAAGCACUUGCUUUUUCUUUCAUUUUCCUCCUGCCCUUAGUGGAUUGUGGCGGUCGAAAUAAUCCAUGGGAGGACCCACCUUUAGUGAGGUGUACUGUCGAUGUAGUACAUGGUGUGUCUCAGUGGCCAUCUGCCAUGGUGAGGUGAGCGUGGUCUCUUUUCAGUAUAGUAGUUAACAUUUUCUAGUAUUUUUUAUAGAGGGAAUGUGAAAAGUGGCUUUUCAGACACCAUCCCAAAUGGGUCUGGGGAAAGGAAGGUUGUAAAGGACAUGGUAAUGGCACUUCAUUCAGGAUGUAUUAAAGUAUUUGCUUUUCAGGUAUUAAUAUGACAUUUGUCAUUGUCACUGAUUUUUUAAAAAGCAAUGCAAAUGUUGGUUGUGGCUGUUUUCCGCAUGCUAUCUUCAUAUCUAAAUGCUUCACUAAUUAUCUGAGCCUCCAGAGAAUUAACUCUAUUACGUUUGUAUAGUAAGUUUGUAAACUGCUUGGCAAACUGAUUAAGAAAUAAUGUACAACACCACACUGCUAAAGUGGCAGGUUUCUGGUAGAAAUGGGCGAGUCCAAUUUGGAAUUUUGAGUUCCUCGAUCGAUGUGAAUAAAAAGGAAUAAAAAGGCAUUUUUAAAAAAAGAAAAGAAAGGGGAAAAGUAGAUCACUUAACUUAGCAAACGGUUGAAAAUAUGUCUGUCCUCUGUGGCCUCACAUCCAAUGAAAGAAAUUCUCUCAAUAAAAGUUGCUCUCUAACUUUGUCCUUCUCAGAAUACCUCUUACAUUUCUCAAAUAAGGCUUUACCCACCAUCAGCAGAAAGAAGGUGGCCUAGAAACUGACACAUAACCGGUACCCAAAGGGGUCUGGAGCCAGAAAUAAUUUCAGGUCUAGCUCCCCAGAGAGCAUCCGGGGACUGAACUGUUCCUCAGAGUCAGACUCUCUACUAGCAAAAUCACUUCCAUCUGUUCCACCACUGCAGAUUUCCUCUCCCCACCCCAAACACAGCCAGGCCCCGUACAGAGAUGCCAAUGGAGGAAGGCCACUUCCUCACAAUGACGGCAGAACUUCC